Bursaphelenchus okinawaensis is the source of this 1087-nucleotide messenger RNA. NCBI's taxonomy places the organism in Eukaryota, Metazoa, Nematoda, Chromadorea, Rhabditida, Aphelenchoididae. The record is from the annotation of a GenBank genome assembly.
AUGAAGACCGUUCUCUUCCUCGCUGCCACUUUGGCUUUGGCCUCCGCCGCCGUCCUCGACCGCAACACCGAACAGCACCUGGAGGAGCUGAAAAAGGAGCUGUUGGCUGCUUUAGACAAGACCAAUUUCGUCAAAGAAGCCCUCGAACGCCAAAGCGUGGCCAAGCAAAACCCAUUGUUGGAGAACCCUGAAUUGCAAUGGAAAAUCGGAAAAUUCCUGUGCAAACCAUGCCAAGCCCUUUUUGAAGUCAUCAAAGCCGAGCUGGAGAACGCCAGAGAAAUCGAACGCGAAAUCUUGUUGCCAACUGUUCAUGUAGGUUUAUGGUUUACUGGUAGUUUAGGUAUCUAAAAUUGAAAAACUAGUAAAUGUAAGAUAGAAAGUAAAGCCUAACACCUAUUUUUUAAUUUAUAAAAAAACAAGUAAACUAAAAGAAGUUUUUUCAGUUUUUUCAAAAAAAUCUACAGAGGGGACCAAGUUCAACUUUUUUUCAGAAAAAAAAAUUUUUUUUUGAGACAGAUGCGGCUGGGAUAGAAAGUUAAACUUUGGCACAGUAGUAGAGUGUUCAACUCUUCACGUUACUCAAAAAAGAAAAUUUGAAAAUUCAAUAAAUUUAAAAAGUUACAGUAAUUUUGUUGCAACCCACUACUUUAAGCCUUGCGUGUCAUUUUCAACUUAAAAUUUUGCCUUUUUCAAAUUGUUUGACCAAAUUUGAAAAAAUACGUUUUGUAGAGCAUAAACUGUUUGUUGUACAUUUUGCUAAAGUUUUUAAAACAUAUCUUAUUUGGCAACAAAGUUACAGCUAUUUGAGGUUACCUUACAGUAGAAGUUUAAAGAAAUUUCAAACUUUUUUGACUUUCGAAACUUUCUGAAGCUAUCUCUUCUACAAAACUUUAAAAGGUGGAAAAAUUUACCAUAAGCUUCAAUUUUUCAGAAAUACUGUCACGAGAAGCUCGGAAAAAUUGAACAACUCGAGCACUUGUGCUCCAACUUGGCUGACGACGCCUUGAACCGUUUGGCCGACUGGUUGAAGGAAGAAGGAAGCAAAAUCAAUCCAGAACGCUCAUGUAUUGUCCUCCACAUGUGCUAA